UAGUAACAUUUCAUGUUUCCCCAAAUAGUGAAGGUUUUGUGGUGUGUGUUGGGUUGCGAUGUCGGAUAUAGGAAGUGGCGAUGAAGGUUCAAGUUCGCAAAAAUAUCAUCAGGGAAUGGAACAGGGAAGUGAAUAUGAUUCAGGUCAGCAGGGGCAGGUUGAGCAAGAGUUGGCAACAAAGAUGUUGCAGAUACAAAGUAAACGUUUUUACUUAGAUGUCAAACAAAAUCGAAGAGGACGUUUCAUCAAAGUGGCAGAGAUUGGUGCUGAUGGAAGACGUUCGCAAAUAUUUCUUGCAUUAUCAACGGCUGCCGAGUUCAGAGAUCAUCUCUCUGCCUUUAGUGACUUCUACUCAUCUCUCGGACCCCCUAACCCGGACAAUGUACCGGAAGAUGGCAAGCUGAAAAGUGAAAUGAUGAUAAAAGAUAAUCGCCGAUACUAUCUCGACUUGAAAGAGAAUUCCAGAGGACGUUUUCUAAGAGUUUCUCAGACGAUAACCAGGGGUGGACCACGCAGUCAGGUGGCCAUUCCAGCCCAAGGCAUGAUUGAAUUCAGAGAUGCUUUAACUGAUUUGCUGGAUGAAUUCAGUACUGAUGAACAUGCUUACAAACCUGACUUACCAGAGGGCCGACAUAUGCAUGUUGAUAAUAAAAAUUUCUAUUUCGAUAUAGGUCAAAAUAAUCGCGGUGUCUAUAUGCGCAUUUCCGAAGUAAAAACAAAUUUCCGAACAGCUAUUACUGUACCUGAAAAAAGCUGGCAGAGGUUCAGAGAUAUCUUAAGUGAUUACUGUGACAAAAUCAAGCAGCCAUCACAAGCCUCUGGAGGAGGUAUAUCUUCUCAAGAUCAACCACAUCCUUUGCUGAUUAUUUUCAGGUUGGCAAUAACACCCAACAAGACUCUGGGACAAGUUUAAAGUAGGCUAGCUGGCCAUUUUAGACUAUUAGAUUUAUUAAUAUAACAAAUUAUAAAAUUGGAUAGGUGCAGGAGUCGAUUUUUCAUCCCACCCACUUUUCCCUUUCAAUUUAUAAAUGUGUGAUUUUUGAAUGUCAAGAUGGAAAAUUGACACCUGUCUAAAUACUGAUCAGUUCAAGGAGUUGGUUUUUUUGUGCAGUGUUGAAAACACUAUAAAUGUUAGAUUCUCUAUUAUAUGUUACAAAAUGAUACUAAAUUAUUUAUUCAGUUGUUUUAAGUUGUUACAAUAGUAAGAAGCUGGUUUUUGACUUUUGGGUAAACUGUAGUCAAGAAGAAAGCAUAUCAAAGACCUAAUUUUUCCAUUUUUAGUAAUUAUGAGGAACCUGUAAUAAUUAUAGGUUUGUUAUAUUUAUAAAAAUAUAGCCAACUGCCGUAAUAUUAAGAUAUGUUUUUGCAUUUUUGCAAAUGAUGUAUAUUUAUGCAAUAUCUAGGCUAUUGUUUAUUCAGAAGAUUUUAUUUUUUGUUUCAAGGUUUGAUGGGCACCACUUUUACCUUGUGAUCAUCAUAUAACAUGACAGCAUGAACACUGUCUCCUAGCUCUGUGAUUGUUUUAUCUUUAUAAACAUGUUUUAUAUUUUAUAAUGUUGAUUUUGUUACAGUAUGUAAAAUAAAAAUUAACCGCAUCUA
This is a messenger RNA of Leptinotarsa decemlineata (Colorado potato beetle), 1599 nucleotides long. It is a transcript of the gene Pur-alpha, whose product is annotated as Purine-rich binding protein-alpha. The record is from RefSeq and is a predicted model, not a curated record. Gene Ontology annotation, biological process: regulation of transcription by RNA polymerase II. Gene Ontology annotation, cellular component: nucleus. Gene Ontology annotation, molecular function: DNA-binding transcription factor activity, RNA polymerase II-specific; purine-rich negative regulatory element binding; RNA polymerase II transcription regulatory region sequence-specific DNA binding. Lineage: Eukaryota; Metazoa; Arthropoda; Insecta; Coleoptera; Chrysomelidae.